UCUACGUCUGAUGGUGAGUAUGCAGAUGUCUGUUCUCCUGUGGAACUUAUGUCUUCAUGUGAUGAGUCAUUUCAAAUCAUGAAAAUUAAAUUAAGCUUAAAUUUAAAGCAGCUGCUGAAUCCAGAGUUCACUGCUGUCUGUUUGCCUCCAUCUAGUGACUGAGUCUUUUAACUGCACACAGACUUUAUAUACUGCUUCCUACAGAUGACUGAGUACAUAAGUAUUCACAGAGUAGAACAUUACGUGAGUCUGACAUUAGUAUUUACUCCAUAGUUUAGAGAUGACGAGCGAGUACCUAAAGAGAAAUCAAAUCCAGUCAGACAGCCUAGGCAGGUUCGUCCGAAACCUUUGACCCAAUUAGAGACAUUCUCGUCAGCGUGGCUGAUUCAGUCUCUCACUCACACACACUCACAGGUUUAAGAUGAGUCGGCCGUUGCAGAGGCAGCCUCAGGCUCUGAUUGUUUCCUCUGAUGCAGCUGAAUGGGCUUCUGGGGUCUGUGACUGCUGCGACGACAUGACAGAUUGCUGCUUUGCCUUCUGGUGCUGUCCCUGUUUCGCCUGUAGAACCACUAAACAGUUCGGUCAGUGUCUCUGUCUUCCCCUGCUGGAUGUCUUUGGGUGCAUCCGUCCAAUCACCAUGUCCAUGAGAGUCUCCGUACGUCAACACUACGGCAUCAAAGGCAGCUUGUGCAGCGACUGUUUGUGCUCCACCUUCUGUGUGCCCUGCGUCUGGUGUCAGAUGGCCAGAGAGAUGAAGGAGAGGCAACUCCCCACCACGCUGGGUGACAUCAUCCACCGCUGAUGACAUCAUCCACCGCUGAUGACAUCAUCGCGUUACAUUAUUACUGUGACAUCAUCACUGUGACUCAACCCUGUAUUGUUUACAUGUUUACCAAAUGUUCCUUGACACUUUACUUGUAGCCUAUUAAUUAUCUGCUUUGCACAUUGUUGUAAUUUCCUUUAAUAUUUAUCAAACAUGCUUGUUUUUUUUUUUAUACUUUUUCAUUAAUUUAGUUUGAUGCAUAUAUUUUGUAGUUUUUGUCCAACACAUUGUACUCUGCAAUAAUUAAGGCCAAGCACGACAGGCAAAACAUUUUUUUUUUU
Sander lucioperca (pikeperch) is the source of this 1104-nucleotide messenger RNA. Its product is annotated as cornifelin homolog B-like. Lineage: Eukaryota; Metazoa; Chordata; Actinopteri; Perciformes; Percidae. The record is from RefSeq and is a predicted model, not a curated record. The transcript is spliced from 4 exons. The coding region runs from base 422 to 802 and encodes 126 amino acids.